AUGAAGACUAUUGUGCUAUUGGCUAUUGUCUCUGUUUUGAUUCCAGUAACUGCACAGAUUUGUGUCGGCCGAGACAAUGAGUGGGCUCAAUUUGGCUCAGUAUUUCUUGAUCCAUUAUGCGAUGUCUGGUGCCAUUUGAGAAAGUGCGGUUCCGGAAAAUGCUUGGAAAACCCGAAUUCAAACAAGUCCAAUAAAUAUGAAUGCGUGUGCGAGAAAUGUUAUCGGAAUGGAGACGGCAACGUGAUAAAACCAGAUGAUGACGGAUUUGAAGGAGAAUAUCGGUAUCCUAUCCCAUAUGACGAGGAUUCUCAACAAGGAUCUUCGACUCCUCAAUAUUCAAGGGACACGUUGUACCGAAGCCAGAGCAACUACGAUAAUAACGAAUAUAAUUAG
Molecule: messenger RNA, 393 nt
Organism: Caenorhabditis bovis
Lineage: Eukaryota; Metazoa; Nematoda; Chromadorea; Rhabditida; Rhabditidae
Source: the annotation of a GenBank genome assembly